Molecule: messenger RNA, 8573 nt
Organism: Pocillopora meandrina
Lineage: Eukaryota; Metazoa; Cnidaria; Anthozoa; Scleractinia; Pocilloporidae
Source: the annotation of a GenBank genome assembly
UCCAACAUGGCGGACAAGGAGGCGUCCUGCAAGGCCUCUUCUGCUAAGUUAGGUCCUCAAAGAAGCCUCAGAAGGCGGCGAAAAGAACUUCGUCACAGAGCUCAAAGUCUCGUUGAAGGAGCUACUGAUCCUUGGGAAGAAGUGGAGGAGUAUGAAACAGAUAUCCCUGAGGGCGAAGAAGACGAAUUUAUCGACGAAGAAACCGCAGAGUGCGCUGAAGAAGUUAUCGAAUUCACCUACACGAUAAGAGAACUUGGAGCAGAAAUGAUCCUAGGUUAGGAUUAGCACUUUCGAAAUAAUGAUUGUUCCAAAAAACAUCACUUAAAUGUUCUCCUUUCAAUAGUAGAACACUCUAUCCUCACAGCUGAAAGGCGCAAAGCACAUGGAGGACUAUUAGCAGUUUUGAGUUUUGUGGACCUAAAGACUAAUUCGCCGAAAGGCGAAUUAGACCCUUUUUUUUUUGCCAACAUUCCUCUCCUCGAGGAAGAAGGAUCUUUUUCGGUAAAAUUUCCGCACAGCCCCAUACUACUGUAAAACAAAUCUGUUUUCCCAGUGGCAAUGUAUUGUUUUUGUCAUUGUUUUCUCUGUCCAAGAACUGAAUGCAUAAUGUAGUAUGGGGCUGUGUGGAAAUUUUACCUCUUUUUCUUUAGAUUUGAGUGUAUGUACCUCCUUUUAAAAUCAAGGCUAACGGGGUGAAAACAAUUUCCCUGAUUGAAAAAAAAAAACAUGGAUGAAAAUUAAAAAAUAAACUAUAGAAAGUAGCUUCCUUUUGAGGUCAUGCAAUUCUUAUAUCGUGGAUUGAAAAAAUUACAUAGGAUAAAAAGAAGAAAGUUCCUCUUUUCGUCCAUAGUCAUGUAAGAUUCAUUACUGCUGUGGUGUUUGCAUUAUCAACCAAUCCUUGCAAAAUUUCUCAUUCUUUAGGAUAUGUCUGGUGGUCACUUAUCCAUGGGAUAGCCCCAAUGAUUUGGUUUUAUCCACUGAAUGAACUUGAAAUAUCUGGUUAUGAAGCAUUUGUGGUGACAAUUCUUUCACCUAUAUUUACUGGAAUCAGUGCAGUGCUUCACUUUUCUGGUACUAUUCAUGGAAUAGCUUUUUGGCGAGUUCUCUCUUUAGUGGGUGUGGCUUCUUUCCAAGCCCCAUCAACUCUUGUUAGAUUGAUAAUGUUGGCAGUUGGCUGUGGAACAGGCAUGCUGUGGUUCUGUGGAAUGAUAUGGUCUAAAGAUCCAAAGGAAAGGUGAGACAAAGCACUCUUGAUCUUCUUGUGUUGAUGCAUCUGGGUGUUAGAGUCUUAUAAAGUUCAUUCUUUAACAGUUAUGUGUUAACAUGAUAAAAAUCUCAUGGCCAAUUAUUUUAUUUCAGGGUGCUCUCCUUCUGGGGCCUUAUCCUGGGUUUGUUUCUGCUGUUGUUACUGCGUAUUGCAUACAUCACUGUCAACCCAAUCUGGUCUGAUGUCACUAGCAACAGGGUUGUUCUUCUCAUUGCUGUCAUUGCCAUAUUGGAUAGAGUCUAUACUAGCUACAUGAUGUCGGCCACUCAAUCAGGGGCCCAAUCCAAGUCAUCAAUUGAGCCCCAAGAUGCUUUGGUCUCUGGUCCAGGGUGGUUCUUAGUGGCAUUAGGAUUUGGUGCAUUGAUGUUCCUUACACAUGAUGUUUUUGGGGAAGUGUCACUUGUAUGCCGCUGGGCUGUUUCUGGUUAUCCAGAUACAGGACCCAAACCCAACCCUUGGGGGUAAGUAUAAUAAUAAUUAUUAUUAUUUGGUAGGAAAAUUUUCAUCCAUAACUGUACUUUUUUUAAAAUGCAAAUUAAACUACAUUAAAGUUUAGCAACAUCAAAGCACAUUCAAAGCCAAAAAAUAAAAAACAACAUCAUUUUUUUUGAGAUUUAAUUAUAACAAACCCCAACCCAACUUCUAUUUAAGGGACACUUUCCCUGGUCCUAAGGGCGUCCCAUAAAUGGAGGUUCUACUAUAUAACUAACAGAAUCAAUUGAUCAAAGUUCACUGCCAAGAAAGUGACUCUAGCCAACAGACUAACCAACUACACUGUAUUUGAUUGACCAAAAAUAUUUUACACUAGUACAUGAAAAAGGUGAUAACUAUUUUUCUUCAUCAUCAGUGCAGCUGUCAUCAUUGCUCUUGGCAUAGGAGUUAUUCUUUCACGUUAUCAGUGGACAAGCAAUGUGUUCUGGUGGUUAAUUGGAUCUACUGGCGCGGCAUUACUUUACUUUGCUCCUCGGUAUUGGUCAAUGAUUGGCGGUCUCUUGCUCGCCAUCUACACCAUGUCCAUCUGGCCAACUAUGAUUGACAGACUGUUUUGUCGACCUGUUGGGCGUACACUGACUCUGGCCAAUCUGGUUUACAUUAUCCUUGUUUUGGGCUCAGUAUGGGUUGUUGCCUAUAACUUUGUUCCAGGAGGAGAAUUUACAAGGGAAAGGACCCAUGUGCUGUUGGGUAUCACAAUGGUCUUAAUUGGUAAGUACAGCUAUGCAAGAUUUUUCAAUAUACAUGUAUCUAAUGCUUUAUUCCUAAGAUUUCAAUGUUGCAGCUUCUUGUCACUUUUUUUCCUAGACAAUCUAAUGAUGGAAGCAAGAAUGAGCUUGUUGGUUCCUCAUGGGAGUGAAAGGGUUAAAAAAAAAGAUAUCUCACAUGUAGAAUCAGACUCACAAGUUGUAAACACAUAAACCUUUUUAGGACAAAAUGAACUAGAAACUUUUUAAAUAUAACUGGCACAACAUUCACCCCAUGAAGCAUAACAUGCUUUUUCUGUUUGCCCUUGUCUCCUAAGGACUUGCUUUGAGGACAAAGUCAACUCCAGAUGUUAAAGAAGCUUAUGGAAAAAUGAAGAAAGAAGAAAAUGAAAAGGAUGAUAAAAACUCUUCCCAUGGUCAGUUAGCUCCUGAGCAGAAAUCUCCUGUGACAAAAUUCAAUAAUGUGGCCUUCCUUGAGGAACAUGGUGAUAAGUUUUGGUUCUUCAAGACUCAUGUCAUACCAGGUAAUGAUUAUCAUUAUUUUGGAGUUUUCUUAAUUUAAAAAUAAGGCAGAUUAUGAACUUUUUUCUCUUUUUAAGAAUAAUUUUCAUCAUGCAAAAGUUGUGGAACUGUACAAGAAAAAAACCUUAUUGAUAAAAUAAUAAUAAUUUUAAUAAUAAUUUAUUUCUUAUAGAGCACUAUUUACAAUGACAGAUCAGUAGCACUUUACAAUUAGUAUUAAUAGUAUUAUUAUUGAUUACACUUUUAGAUAGGAAAAUUUUCAAAUUCAAAUCAAUUUGUAUAAACUGGAAAAGUACAGUAACUGUUUUGUGUUUUCUUUAAGCAUGCAUUGUAGCUUCUUGUUUGUAUUUUUAUCCUAGUCUGUUUUUUUUUCUAUUUUCUGUUUUGGUAUUUUUUAGUUCUAGUUGGUGUUAUUGUGUUAGCUGUUAUCCUGAUGGCUGUAAGAUUUCACAGAUUGGAAUACUCUCAACCUAAUAAGGUCUGAUAGUUUUUAUCAUUAUUAUUAUUGUUGUUGUCAUUAUUUGAUGGAAAUUUGAACAGAUUUUCUGUAACAAUGUUCUCUCCUUUUUGUCCAGAGGCUAGUGUGAAUGUUUCUUUUCUAACCUUUCACACCCUAAUGUCAUUGUGUAUAUUCUCCAUACUGUUCUUUAUACAUUUCCUGAGGUGCUGACAAGGAGAAUUUGUUUACUGAUCAAAAGCUUCUUUUGUUGGCAAUCAUUUCCUUCAUUCUCAUGACCUAAAUGUGUUAUUCAGAGGUGAUAUUGUAAUGAGAAAUUAGAUGCUAGUCACUCUUAGGGUUUAAAGGGUUAAUAUUUACGCAAGAAAUUAAUCUUUCAAAAAAAUUUAAUCCUUUUUUUGUCUGCAGGAAGAGGCCAAUGUGUUCUCAGCUAUGAUCUGGACUGUUCAUUUUGCAUAUGAUAAUACUGGAUGGCCAAGCUUUGAGAGAGCAGCACAGAUGAUCAGUGAUACUAGUAUGUUAUUCGUUUAUUCACACAUUCAUUUGUGUAGUUACAGUACAUUUUUUCAUUGUGUUUUCAUGCUAGUUUUAAUGUCGUUCUUAAGUCAAACAUAUUUUCUUUAUGAACUCUUCUAAGCUGCAAAGCAGAACAAAAAAUUCCAGAGGUCAAUCAUCUCACUCCUUGUUCUGCUUAGUACUUUUUAAUUGGCCCUUGUCUUCUGUACAGAUGCUGAUGUAGUUGGAUUUUUGGAAAGUGACUGUUCUAAGCCAUAUCUUGGAAACCAUGACUUGGCCAUGUGGUUUGAGGAGAGACUGGGAAUGUACUCAGAUUUUGGUCCAUCCACAAGGGACCACACGUGGGGGUAAAUAACUUAAACAACUUGUCAGCCAUGUCAAUUCCAUGGGACAAGUGAACUGGAACAAUUGAUGAUUUUUUGCUGUGUUUGUGUCAAACUUAAAAGUGACUUUGUCAACUUUGUUUCUAGUGCCACCUUACUCUCCAAGUACCCAAUAGUGAAAUCUCUCCAUCACUUACUUCCAUCUCCAGAAGGUAAAAAUCCAUUCCAAGUGCAGAAAUUGUUGACAUUGUACACUGGAUGACUUUAAAAUUGAUUCAGUGUUAGCUGAGUUAGGUUGGGUUAACAUAAGACAAGAUUGAUUUCUAUCAGAGAAUGCGUAUGCUACAAAUUUUUGAAUAGUCUGUCUACCUUAUCCGCUGGGAUCCUCCCACUAAGGAACAACAUCACCAAGAUUAGUAUAAAUCUUCCAGCAUUCUAUCGCAAAUUCUGCAAUCUGAUUGGCUAUACUACUUACCAUUUAUUUGGUGAUAGACACUGAAUUAGCUGGGAAGCCCCGACAUUGAGCCUGUCUUGUUGUGAAGUUUUGAAGGAAAAGUAGAUUUAUAAUGAAAUAUUCAAUUGCUUGCUCUCAAUUCCUAUGCAAUAGAAUUCCAAGCUUAUAAUCUAAUUACUAAAUGGCAUGCAUGACAAUGCAUGGAACAUAUCCAUUAAACUGAAUUACCAUAAAGAGAGACAGACCAAUUUAAUUCAGAUCUCUUUUUCUUAUUUUAAAUCCCUUUUACUGUAUUCUGUUAGGAGAACUGGCUCCAGCUUUGAGUGCAACUAUUAACAUUACUGGUAACCUGGUAGAUUUUGUGUUGGUUCACAUGGGAAACGAUCGGUGAGCAAGAUGUAAAAAUGAUUUUCAACAGCGUCAUUGCCUAACCCUUUAACCCCUAAGAGAGAUUAGCAUCUAAUUUCUCUUUACAAUAUCACCCCCAAAUCACACAUUAAGGUCAUGAGAAUAAAGGAAAUGGUCACCAACUAGAGAAGCUUUGGAUUAUGAAACAAAUUCUCCUCAUCAGCACCUUGGGUAGUGUAUAGGGAACAGUAUGGAGAAUAUUCAUACUGUUGUUAGGGUGGAAAGGGCUAAAAGCCUGCGAGCUGGCUCUUAUUAUUAGUGCUGCGGGACUAGCCUACUUGUAGCCGUACCCUCUCUCCAAGGUGAAACGGAAGCCCCUCACCUUGCAGAGGGAGGGUACGACUAGAUGUAGGCUAUGCGGGACGCGCUUUCCUCCGCCCUUGGCUUUAUACUUUCCCAUAGGCCAAAAAAACGUUUGUGGCGAGGCGCAAAUGAUGAUGGCUUGCUCAGAAGUUGUGUUGCUCAGAAUAUUUAUUCGGCGUCAAACCAACUUUUUAGUAACCCUUGGAUUCCACCUUGUGAUGUUUUUAGUCCCGUCAAUACAAAUCAGCAAACCUUGUCAGUAUUGUUAAGAUCCUUAACUUAUGUAUCUAUUUAUAUAUUUUAAUCAGAUUUUUGUGGGAUUGUGAGUUGUGUUUAAAAUCUAUCACAGGGAUAACUUGGACAGAAAGCUUCAGGCUGAGGAGCUAGCCAGAAUUUUAGAUGAGAGGUAAACGAACCCUUUCUUCAAAGCUGUAUUCUUUAUAUCAUUGUUUUCAUAUUUUACCACAAGCAGUCAACAUAUUCACCCACAGGCAAGUUGCAAGCCCUGUCUCCCUUUCUUCUCUUAACCCUUUAACUUCCAUGAGUGACCAAGACAGAAUUUCUCAUCACAAUAUCAGUACAAUAUCAAACAAACAAGUGAUGAGAAUAAAGAAAAAUAUUAAUAAGGGGAUUAUUAGUUGAUCCAAUACCAAAUUCUUCAAACUAACAUAACAAGAACUGUAUGGCAGACGGUAAGGAGAAUUACCUAUGAGAUCUUGGGAGUUGUAGGGUUAACGGCCACUAGCCAAAAGUAAUUUCGCAAAAAGACGCUUCAAACGGCCCAUGAAGGCGAGAAAAUACCACAAAUGCAUCGAUUAACAUUUCAUUUAAUUGUAUUGAGAUAUUCAGACCUAGAUGUAAUUUAGAUAUGCAAUUUCAGAGCUUUAUUCAUGAGCCCCAUAUAUUUUGUUCGUCUCGUGUCAACAAUAAUUAACCACGAACGUAUAGUGUGGUCUGCCUGUGGUAAGUCACACCAAAUCUCACGAUCCUUAUAUCUUGCAGUCUCAACCCAGUGGUGUUUCUGGGAUAUGUGACGUCAUCACCUCGCAGUCGUGAUUACCGCAUGCUGACGGAGAUGGGACGAACGAAGGUGAGAAAGAGUUUUGUUUGUGAUAAUUCCAUUCGAGGAAGUGAUUUGAAAAUUACGAGCACGAUUACCCCAAAAUUAUACGACACUGAGUCCAAUUACCAUUUGUUUGUGUCAGUAACAAAAUAUGUGAAACUCAGGAAUGAAAAAUUCAGUGUGACAGCACGUACGCUUCUUAUAGAUAGGUAUAUAGAUAGCUGAAGUUUACCAGUUAACUCGAGAAGUUUUUUUUCGUUUUAAUUGACUAGCACUGGCGAGAACGCCGAGCAGUUUAUCCCUUCAGGAAUAAGCUUGACUUAUGUCUUUAUGGUGAAAAGCGUUAGCCUUUUCGCAGUGAACAUCAUGCAAAUAGCUGCAGAGUAAACAAGUAACACGACGAGCAUGGAAUUGUUGAAGUGUUCUUUUGCCUUCUUAGCUUAGUUCUGACCUUUUUCGCUCUGACAGGACAUCGAUGCAACAGAUUCUGACCGCUGGUGCGAGUAUAUUAUGUACCGCGGGCUCGUACGACUAGGAUAUGCGCGAAUUUCCCACGGGGGACUAAGCGACACCGAGGUGCAAAUGGCCAAGUUCCGUAUUCCUCCAGCAGGGACGACAUACCAGGAUAAUGAAAUCCUUACAACGAGUCCUAAAGAUGUCCCGGAGAACAUAAGAUUUCCUAACAGGUAAUAACGCCUAACCAGCGAUCAGGGCCUCCCUAUUAUGAGCGCUGCAGGACGCGCGCUUCUCUGCUCGAGGGAAGAUUGGAGAUGAGUCGAGGAGAGGUUUGCCGGGGGUCUGGUAUUAACAUUAACAGUGCUAUACCACAAGCAAAACUCUCGCCGGAUCGCGUUUCUUAAUUCUCUUUACUUUCCCACAAGCGGAGAAACGCUCGUCAUGCUGAAGCGCUAACAACGAGGGUCUGCUCGUUGGCGAAAACCUCUACUGCACUCAGACGUAAGGGUAAAAUAAAUUGUGUUUUAGUUUAGUUGUCUCUAGCUAGAGGACUAGACAAAUUGCAGUCCAUAACUUCUCCUGCAGUCUGAAUUUAGUAUGUCUACAAACAAAAGGCAACGAUAGCUUUUGAGCCAAAAACGUCCAAACGACACGUACUUUUGGUCUUCAUAACUCAUCCUUUGGAGAUGCAGUGUUCUCCUUUCAGGCCGUAACCGGUAACAUUUACCACCUGUAGUACCUCUUAUUACCGUUUAAAAUUGCUUGGAAUUCUUGAAAAUUCAACAGGUGAAAAGAUCGCUUUACCGGUUUGAAAAUUUAGUUUGCCUGUCAUGCGUAAAAUAAGGGAGAACACUAAAGAUGAUGGCGAAUUUGCUUGUAGUGUAACAAAAUCCACCUUUAACUGACAUUUUCGCUCUUUAGAAUUAACUCUUUUGUUUCCUCUACAGAUUUGGUGCGUUCUAUAAAGGACAUUAUUCUGCUUGGCGACAUCACUAUCACAUGUCAACACCGAAAUAUUUUCUGCCGUCGAAGAAACAGAAUGCGAGCUAAGCUUACUCAAAUGAAAGUUAAAGAAUAGAGUGCUGUUUGGUGAAGUCUCAGGAAGAACAUAAAGGAGGCGUUUUAAAGGCUUCAUCUCUGUGAAAAUUGCGAUGUGGAACUAUAGAAGACUUGGGAAUCACCCAGUGUGCUGAAGAUCGAGAACCAAGCGGAUGUACGUCUGUAGGUUCCCAAUUCGCACAGAGGACAAAAUCAGGAAUUGUAUUGCUCUGUUUACGAUGCUUAAGUCUGACAGACAACAGGGACCAGGAAACUUUGGCUAGCCAGCAAACCGAGUAUUAGUACUCAGUGGUUAACGUCAAUGACUGAGUACUCUGUGUUACCAUGCCUCGAUUUCCGCCGUUUUCUCGGGUUCGUUCUACAGAACAGGAGCGUGGGCACAUUUCUCGUAAAGUGGCUGGCUGGUUAUCAAGCCUUUGUGUAUCGUACCUCCGAUUGUCCUCAAGUUCUGUGAUGUUGACUGUGUUGUCAUAUCAUGUUGUGGCCUGCAUGUGGGUCACGAAGCCGCUCAAGAACGGCAGCCGAAGUCAUAGUGCUGGCAAAUAU